AUGCUCUUUGGCUUCGUGCUCUUCAUAACAAUUUUGUUGAGUUGCUGCUCGGCGACGAUCUACAAAGUUGGAGACUCCGAUGGAUGGACGACGAAGGACGACGUGUAUAACAGUUGGGCCGAGCGUAAGGAAUUUCACGUCGGUGAUUCACUUGUCUUCGAAUACGAUCGCAGCCUCAACGACGUCACUCAAGUAUGGGGCGCUUUGGAGUACCAAUUCUGCGACACUUUCUCUCCUCAAGCCGUUUACAACACAGGCCAUGAUGUCGUAACGCUCACGGAACCAGGGUUUUACUACUUCAUCAGCUCAAAUCGUGUUCAGUGCCAAUUGGGACAGAGACUCGACAUUCUUGUGGUCCAUGACCCGUCACGUCCGAUCCCUCCACCACCGCCGAGCAAGGUCUUGUAUUUCGGAAAGACUUACAAGGUCGGUGGCUCCAAAGGAUGGAGGGUUUACGACAGCGAAUUCUAUAACAAGUGGGGUGAGGAGAAAGAGUUUCAUGUCGGAGACAAGCUUCUUUGCGAAUACGCCAACGAAGCCAACGACGUGUACGAAAUCAGCGGCCAUCGUGAGUUUGAAACCUGA
Thlaspi arvense is the source of this 585-nucleotide messenger RNA. The record is from the annotation of a GenBank genome assembly. Lineage: Eukaryota; Viridiplantae; Streptophyta; Magnoliopsida; Brassicales; Brassicaceae.